Molecule: messenger RNA, 1714 nt
Organism: Cuscuta campestris
Lineage: Eukaryota; Viridiplantae; Streptophyta; Magnoliopsida; Solanales; Convolvulaceae
Source: the annotation of a GenBank genome assembly
AUUAAAAAAUUAUAGAAAUUAUAUAUUAAUAAUCUAUAUGUUAAGACAAAUCAAACAAGAUCACGCAUGACUAUAUUUAGGCUUACACAUUGAGAGAAUUUGAUGAGUCAAAGUGCUUAGAUGAACAGUUCCAAAAGUCAAAAGUGGACGAAUACUCCGGGACGGAGGGAGUAAUUUUUUGAUCAUUUUUUUAUUCUAUUAUUUUUAUUUUAUUUUUCCUAAUCCAAAUUAUCAGAUAUUUUAUUUGUGGAGAAAAGUGUAGCAAAAGACAAAUUGAAAUUCAACUCCAUUUAAAUCGACCCCUCCAUUUUAAAAGUCAUUUAUGCUCUUGUAGUGUUGUAUUCAAAGAAUCAAACUUUAUUUCUGUUCCUAGUGAUUUCCCAAAAUUGGGCAUCUUUUUUUUUUUUGUAAUUUCUAAAGCUUGGACCAAAAUUCAGUGCGGAGGAGACACAACCCAGGAAGAUCGGAAUGUCAAACGCAGCGGCUGGAGACCCUCUGCAGCCGCCGCCGCCAAUUGUGAUCCAGCGACAAGCUUACCGGAGUAGUGCCAGCCACGGAUCGGUCGGACCCGUGGUCGGGGUUCUUGCGUUGAUAGCUGUUCUGGGGGCAAUCGCCGUCAUGAUCGGCCGCCUGUGUUCCGGCCGACGAAUCGCGGGCCACGGGCGUUACAACUUUGAGAGCUGGUUUGAGGCCAAAUGCGCGACCUGCAUCGACGGCUGGGUGGAGCCUGCGCCGCGUCCGGUGGCGCCGGAGAGCGGUAGGGCGGCGGAAGAAGCGCCUCCUCAAGAAAACAGGGAAGAAGACGAGACGGCGCGGCGGUGAACAGAAUAACAGUACACAGCUAACUCUUUAAGUGGGUGGGUGGUUCACAUGUUAAUGUCCAGCUUUUUGUUAUUCACAGAGUGCUUUUUGACUCUUUGACCACCUUUGAAAUUAUGAAUAAUGCUAAAGAUUUAGAGUCACACGUACACCAAAAUGGAUAUCCCAUUUGUACACUACCAAACACAGACAUCUAGUAUCUGUGAUCAGAGAUACAAAAUGUCUGUGUCUGUGUUUAUCUGAGCUAAGGCUCUCAAAAACCUAGCCUCUCUUUUUUUCCGACCGCCGCCCAUCAUGGCAGCCCCGUCGGAUCCUNAUGCCCACCAAAACUCUCUCCAACAAAUCUCCCUUUGAAACUCUUUAUAACCGUCCUCCUACAUAUACCCACCUUCGUCCCUUUGGUUGCUUGGUCUAUCCAUGGCUCCGCCCUUAUACUCACCACAAACUUCAACCACGCUCCACUCCUUGUGUCUUCUUAGGAUAUCACCCCACCACUAAAGGGUAUAAAUGCUAUGAACCCGUGUCUCAAAAAGUUUAUAUCUCUCGUCAUGUUCGGUUCGUCGAGGAUCAGUUUCCAUAUCCCAAAUUGUCAUCCCUCCUGUCACCCUCUCCUAUAACCCCUAUUUUUCCUCCAAGCCCAGGCUCACAUGCUCCUGUCCCACUGACGGUCCAACCCCAGACCCGUCCCACCAGUCACGGACGACAGCCCGACACCCUCCCUAUGGACACGCCACAGACGGUCCAACCCCAGAACCGUACCCCAACCCACCCUCGACCGUCACCUACUCCUCCCCAAAGCACACAACCGGUUAACCGACCCCCGCCCCAAAACACACACACCAUGCAAACCCGAGCCAAAUCUGGAAUUUUCAAACCUAAAGCCUAUACCAUUACC